Molecule: messenger RNA, 2935 nt
Organism: Paralichthys olivaceus (Japanese flounder)
Lineage: Eukaryota; Metazoa; Chordata; Actinopteri; Pleuronectiformes; Paralichthyidae
Source: RefSeq, a predicted model, not a curated record
AUGGGUCUAAGCAAUUGUGAUCUAACAGGUGGCGUUCACCAGCUGUUUGGCAAUCACUCCAUCCACGGGGUGGAGGAAGCUGGAAGAGGCAGCCAUAAUGAAACCGUCAGCGUCUCCCAGUUCAGCGACCUCGCUGCCGGCUCCGUCCUCUACCUAACUUCUCCUGGCCUGGUCUGCGAUGCGAUAAUUGAGGGGAGGUGGGGUGAGGAGACGGAACAUUUCCUCCACAGGGUCACACAUCAUGAGCAUCACGAGCAUCACGAGCAUCACGAGCAUCAUGAGCAUCAUGAGCACGAAGAGGGCAGGACGCAACAUGACCACGAUCACAUAGAUGUUCACGGAUUAGAGAUUGUGUUUGUAGAGCUCCGUCACCACUAUGAGCCAUCAAACAAUGAGAGCUGUAUAACAGCCAGCGACAUCAUGGCAGAAGUCAACGCAUCGUUACCAGACCAGAAACAGGAAGUGGGUGCAGUUUUGGGCCAAGUCCUGUAUCACGCUCUGCAGGGUCACUGCUUCAUCAGCGAGUCCCUGCCAGAGAAGGGUUUCUUCCUGGAUUACAUCGUGGGCCGUCUGGGGUCAGAGAACUUCACUGUCGGGGAUUUAGAGGCUCUUAUGAGGAGUCUGAACAUUGGGCCUGACCAUGAACAUGGGCACGAACACCACGAGGACGAACACGCUCAUCAUGAUGACAGCGGUGCAAGACGGAGGAGGAGGAGCAGCCGUAACCAUCAUGAGGGACAUGAAGGAAACAGCACCUGGGAUCAGCGCUGUUUCUCAGCUGAAGAGCUGGUCCUGAUCUUCGGCCUGGCUGCAAACAGCCCUGCCUCCUCGGGUCUGGGUCGGUCCGACGUGGCUCAGCUCAGCCCGGCGUUCGUCCAGCAGAUACUGAGCAGAGCCUGCACAGAGAUGACAGAGCAAGUGAGACCAGAUGAUCUCACCAGGACAGAGAGAUACAUCUAUGCCACCAUCGCCAAUGUGGUGAUAACACUCACGUCCAUGUUUGGCAUCGUGCUGCUGCUGUGUACCGCAUGUACCAGUGUGUUCCAGUUUUGUAUCCAGUUCUGCAUCAGUCUGGCUGUAGGUACACUGACUGGAGAUGCCUUAUUGCACCUGUUACCCAUGGUUCUAGGUUUACACGUGCACUCAGACAAUGGCGGCGGCCACGACCACAGUCACCAUGAAGAAACGCCAGAUUACAUUUACAAGAUGUUGGUCGUGAUAGCUGGGAUUUACUACUUUUACCUGAUGGAGACAAUCUUCUCUCUGAUCGCAUACAAAGAUAAUCACCACCAUCACCAUCACCAGCACCAUCACGCGGAAGAAUCUGAGCCUCAUCACUGUGACCAUGGGAGGGUUUUAGAGAUGUAUCAACAGGAAAGGAGACAAAAACAAGACAAGUCAACCUCAAAAGCAGAUCUGGUCGCCUAUGAAAACAACGACAAAUCACUUUCACAGGAAAAAGAGCGGACAAGAGAACAGCGUUUGCUGCCUUACAUGAUAACCAUCGGUGACGGGAUCCACAACUUUGCAGACGGCUUAGCGAUAGGUGCAGCUUUCUCCCUGUCAUGGAAGUCUGGUUUGGCCACGUCUCUGGCUGUGCUCUGCCAUGAGCUACCGCACGAACUGGGGGAUUUUGCCAUUCUGCUGCACAGCGGCGUGUCCGUACGCAGGGCGCUGCUUUUAAACAUCAGCAGUGCCAUGACCUCGUUCAUCGGCUUGUACAUCGCUCUGUCGGUCGCCACAGACCUGGCAGCCAAACAGUGGAUAGGUGCCAUCACAGCAGGACUCUUUCUGUACGUGGGACUGGCUGAUAUGCUCCCCACCAUGGUCCACAUCAGCAACAAGAGACCCUGGCUGAUGUUUCUGCUGCAGAGCGUCGGCCUUCUCACCGGGUGGGGAAUCCUGCUGCUGCUGUCACUUUACGAAGAGAGGAUCAGCUUUUAAUGCACUGACUCGUACAAACAGCACGCCAGCACAUUGGUGUGGCUUGUUUCUGGUGUAAUCAAUGCAAAUUGUAAAAUUGAUGAAUUAAUAAUAUAUAUAUUAACAUCUAUGCAUGUUACACCCUAAGGACAGUAUGAAAAAGCAGGGGAAAGGGUAAACAGAAUACUGUCAGACACAGGAGGGUGAAGAAACUGUCAGAUGAGGAGCUAAUCCAGUGUUAGAGAUUCUUGAAAAGUAAUUAAAAUUUGCUGUGUCUCUUAAAUAACUUAAACUCCAAAGACCUGUGACCAUGUAGCAAGUCUUUUUUACUGACUUUCUGCAGAGAAAUUACACAGCGGCCUGCCUGUGACCUUCCCUUAUUUGAAUCCAUGCAGUAAGUUAAUAGUUUAUUAGGUAGACCUGUAGUCAUAGGAAAAACUUCUCACUACAUUAUUAUACAAUCCAGUACAACACCACAAACUACAGCCAGGAGAGUCAACGUUCUGGUGCUUAAAAACGAAAAAGAAAACAUUAACUAAUUCACAUUUAUUUUAACCAAUGUUAGUUAUUUCUCACAUUUCUCACUCCAUUGUUUCUUGUCGCUUUUUAUUCCCUGGCUUUGCAUUUUGUAUCCAGGGACACAAGCACACACAUCACCUUUAAUCUGUUGACUUGACCGACACAUUAAAGGGACAGAAUAGAUGCUGGACGGUUGAACACAUGUUUCUUGGCACAAUAAGAGCCAGUGCAGAUGGUCUUUUUUUUCUUUCGUAGCACUGAUAAAUGUCUAUAGACUAAGGUACAUCUGUUGCUCUCCUUCCAUUCUUUAGUGAUGUGCAUUUAUGGUACAGCUUUGUACAGAAAUGUUCUUUUCGUACGUUUUAUUAAAUGUAUUUGGGAAAACAAACAUGUCACAUUUGCCAAAGAAAAAGUUAUACAGUAUAGAAUUGAUAAUGAUUGGUAUAGCUUUUGUAUAUUUGGUAUAAAUUUUGUGUUUUUGCCUUGUUUGAAA